Molecule: messenger RNA, 771 nt
Organism: Orbilia oligospora ATCC 24927
Lineage: Eukaryota; Fungi; Ascomycota; Orbiliomycetes; Orbiliales; Orbiliaceae
Exons: 6
Coding region: 1-771 (256 amino acids)
Source: RefSeq, a predicted model, not a curated record
AUGCAGCUUAAAUUCUUCGUUGCGGCCUUUGCCUCGCUGGCUCUUGCUAGCGCUGUCGCUCUUCCAGAGCCUCAGGAUGCUUCACCACCCUUUGUAUGCGGUUGCACCAAUGCAUGCAAGCUUGCUAACAAGCCAGGCAUGCUCUGCCCAGAGUACUGUGACCCCAAAUACGAAUGCCCUCCUACUCCUGUCUCGUAUGCUCCUACCACUACGCAGACUCCCAUUAGAAUCACAGAAACCUGUGGCCCUUGUCUGAAUGACUGCCUCGUUGGCUGUCCCGAUCUUAGACUAUGCAGAUGCGCCGACUUCUGCGAUCCUAAGUACUUCUGCCCGACAUCGACAACCACUACUCCAACCAGGCCGACUCUAACCCCAAGGCCAACUUUCAUUUGUGGAUGCACAAACGCCUGCAAGAUCGCAUGCCCAACCUGCAUCUGCCCACAAUAUUGCGAUCCUAAGUACGAAUGUAACGUCGCCGCAGCCCUUAGCAUCAGGACGACCAAGACCACCGCCGCUCCCCCAAAGCCGACCUGCGGAUGCACAAACGACUGCAUUGUCAACUGCCCACCCGGUGAAAACUGUAUCUGCCCACAAUACUGCGACCCUAAAUACGCUUGCCCAGCGACUUUACUCACCAAGAAAAACAUCGCCCCAAUUCCUACAACCACUGGUAUCCCAUGCGGCUGCCACAAUGACUGCACGAUCUCUUGCAAUAGGAGAGGUUGUGCUUGCCCAGCUUACUGCGAUCCUAAGUAUGCGUGCAAAGCGUAA